AUGGAGCCCAUCAAUAUUCUCGCGAAUCAGCGCCACGUGGGCUGCCUCGGUGGCGGCCAGCUGGGCCGCAUGAUGGCACAGGCCGCCUCGCGCCUCGGCGUGAUCAUGACGACGCUGGAUCCGGGCGGCUUGGACUCGCCGAUGGGCGCCGUGUGCGGCAAGGCGGUGACGGGCUCGUUCACAGAUCCCGUCAAGAUCCGCGAGCUCGCCAAGCUGGUCGACGUGGUCACCGUCGAGAUCGAGCAUGUCGAUGCCGUCGUCCUUGCCGAGCUCGAGGCGGAGGGCAUCGCGGUGCACCCCUCGGGCAAGACGAUCAUGCUCAUCCAGGACAAGUAUGCGCAGAAGAUCCACCUGUCAAAGCUGGGCGGCGCGGUGCCGCUCGGCGACUUUUGCGAGAUUCCCGACGUGGCCGCGCUGCUGAGCGCGGGCGAGCGCUGGGGCUACCCGAUCAUGCUGAAGGCGAAAAAGAAUGCGUACGACGGGCGCGGCAACCUGCCGGUUGGCUCGGCGGUCGAGGCGGCGAGCGCAUUCGCGACGCUCUCCAACAAUGGGAAGGAAGAGCUGUACGCGGAGAGGUGGUGCCUCUUCACCAAGGAGCUCGCGGUGAUGGUGGCGCGCUCGGCGAGUGGCGUGACGGUGAGCUAUCCGGUGGUUGAGAUGACAGCGAUCGACUCGCAGCUGCACACGGUGCUCGUUCCGGCGAGCAUCGACGAGGCGGCGCUCGCUUUGGCGUCGAAGAUAGCGUCCGCCGCCAUCGCGUCGCUCUCGGGUGGCGGCAUCUUCGGCGUCGAGCUCUUCCUGAUGCCGGAUGGUUCCGCCUUGCUCAACGAGAUCGCGCCUCGCCCGCACAACUCAGGCCACUAUACCAUGGACAGCUGCCACACAGACCAGUUUGAGAUGCACUUGCGAUGCGUGCUCGACCUUCCCCUGGGCUCGGCCGAGAUGAAGGCGCGCGCCCGCCGCCGCACCCUGCCGCGCCCUGUGCCUGUGGCCGCGAUGCUCAACGUGAUCGGAUCAGCCGACGGCUCGCUCCCCAAGACGCUCGCGUCGGUGCAGCGCGCGCUCACGAUGCCCAGCGCCUCAAUCCACUGGUAUGGCAAGAGCCCUCCGAAAGCGAAACGCAAGAUGGGGCACAUCAACGUCACGGCCACGAGCUCAGCCGGAGCUCUCGCGAUGCUGUCCACCCUCCAAGGGCUCGCGGACCAAACCCAGGCCGCGCCGCUCGUUGGCAUCAUCAUGGGCUCGGACUCGGACCUGCCCACCAUGCGCGCAGCCGCCGAGAUCCUUGAGCACUUCAAGGUGCCCUUCGAGCUGACGAUCGUCUCGGCGCAUCGCACACCGAAGCGCAUGUUCGAGUAUGCCCAAGCUGCGAGUGGACGUGGGCUGCAGUGUAUCAUCGCCGGCGCUGGCGGCGCUGCGCACCUUCCCGGCAUGGUGGCCGCGCUCACGCCGUUGCCUGUGAUCGGCGUGCCGGUCAAGUCUUCGGCGCUUUCGGGGAACGACUCUCUCCUCUCGAUCGUCCAGAUGCCACGGGGCGUGCCUGUGGCCACUGUGGCCAUCGGCAACGCCGCCAACGCUGGCCUGCUCGCCGUGCGCAUGCUCGGCAUGGCCGAUCGAAAGCUGCGCGCGGCGAUGGCCACCUUCAUGGCAGAGGAGGAGGCCACGGUGCUUGCCAAAGCCGCCAAGCUCGAGAAAGAGGGCUACGCCGCGUACGCGGCCCCGCCGUCAGGCAUGUGA
Messenger RNA from Chrysochromulina tobinii, 1737 nucleotides. Lineage: Eukaryota; Haptophyta; Prymnesiales; Chrysochromulinaceae. The record is from the annotation of a GenBank genome assembly.